CCACGUGGCCUGUUGCUUGGCAACUGAUUUGCUUCCUCCGUUGCGAGGCUGCCGGGCUGCACCUGUGAAGUGGAGACAACGUGCUAGGACCUUGGUGGGCGUACACCUCUCACUCCCACUCAGGCGCCGACGACACGGGGUUGUCUGUUGCUCUUGCAAGUUCGUCUUGAGACUGGGCUGUGAGCUGGCACUGCAGUGAAACGCCACAGACGAGGAAGUGCCCAAGUUUUCCUUCGGGAAGUUCUCGUUUAGAGGAGUCAGGAGAAAAACUCAUUGUUAUAUCCCACAUUUAGAAGCCAAUUAUCUUGGGAGGCUUCCGAGGUUCUAGAAAGCAAGUAACUUACAUCAGUUUACUAAAUGUGGGAAGGUGGCCCAUAACUUCAAACAUCUGCCUCAGAGUAAACCUGAGGCAUUUGGGGGCUAGUGCCAGACCGUCCGCUGCCUAUCAUGAGCGGCAGCGCUUACCGCUUGCUGCAAAGAGACUUCCAUGAGCUCAGGGAGAACAACUAUAAGGGUAUCACUGGUAGGCCUGUAAGUGAAGAUAUGAUGGAAUGGGAAGCUGAAAUUGAAGGUCUACAGAAUUCAGUUUGUCAGGAUUUAGUCUUCCAACUGACAAUACAUUUUACAUCGGAGUACAACCAUAUUCCUCCAGUUGUGAAAUUUAUAACAAUUCCUUUUCAUCCAAAUGUAGACCCCCAUACUGGUCAGCCCUGUAUAAGUUUUUUGGACGACCUUAUGAUGUGGAAUACAAACUAUACAUUGAGCAACAUCUUACUUGCCCUACAGGUUAUGCUUUCUAAUCCAGUGCCAGAGAAUCCAGUGAAUUUGGAAGCAGCCAGAAUACUGACUGAAAGUGAAUGUCUGUACAGAGCAAUUCUAAAAGUUUUCAGCAGGCCAUUACAAAUGAAAGAUGACAGCCAGAAGUUACCUGAAGGCCCACAUAAACCUAUGAGAUCAAUUAAAGGAGUCCUAUUUAGUGAUUACUACCAGACAUGGUCUGGAAUAGCUACAUCAACAGCCACAGAAUACUACAGAACUCCAUUGCUCAAAGGUCCAAAAUUCAUUGGACAGUAUUACAAAUGGAAGAAAAUGGAUCUACAGCAUCAUAAAGAAUGGAAUUUAAAGUAUGCUGUUAUCAAGUGUCAGCUUGCUAGAAAAAAUAGAAUGCCUCAAGAAGUCAAUCACUUCAUGGAAGGAAUUAAGCUCUGCCCAAUUCUAGAUGAAAUUUUUCUUGAGUCACCAAUUGCAAUAAAUAGCAUCAGAGACAUUUAUGAAAUGGAGGAGGAGGAGUGGAAGAAUGACUAUUCAUUAUAUGCUUCACAAUAUGAAAAUGACACAGACGAGCCCAGGGAAGAGGAAGUGGAAGAUCUGAUCUCCUGGACCAACACUCUCAAUACAAAUACUUUAGAAGAUUAAGCAACACAAGAUUUAAAAAAUAAACAGCCUCCACCACAGCCCAGCAUUGUGGAGCAAUUUUGGAAGACUCUCA
This is a messenger RNA of Cebus imitator (Panamanian white-faced capuchin), 1489 nucleotides long. RefSeq names its product ubiquitin conjugating enzyme E2 U (gene UBE2U). Bases 448 to 1416 code for a protein of 322 amino acids. The transcript is spliced from 10 exons. The record is from RefSeq and is a predicted model, not a curated record. Lineage: Eukaryota; Metazoa; Chordata; Mammalia; Primates; Cebidae.